Molecule: messenger RNA, 441 nt
Organism: Parnassius apollo (apollo)
Lineage: Eukaryota; Metazoa; Arthropoda; Insecta; Lepidoptera; Papilionidae
Source: the annotation of a GenBank genome assembly
AUGAGGAGAACGGCAACGAGUACUUGUGGGCGGACCAGCACGAACUUUAUCACGAGGAGGUGGUGGCGAGUUCGAGUGGUGGUGCUGUCCGAGGCGUGCGGCCCAGCGACGGCAGCAGCGGGUGGGCGUCAGGCACGAGGCGGCCGCCGCGGGCGCCGCGCCCGCGGUGUUCGCGUCUCCGCCUCCUCAUCGUGGCGGCGCGGCGACCACCUUGUUCAAGUAUGUGUGACAGACGACGAUGUGCCUGAGGAUUUGCGUAAUAGGAUUUUGAGAGUGGUGGCUGAUAGGGAAGCUCGACAGCGGAGGGCCGAAAGGAGAAGGAUGGAAGUAGAUAAUGAUGAUGUGGCGGAUGACAUUGGACAUGCGGCCCUAUUCGAAAGAGAUGCGACUUCUCUUCACUUUGAUUGGCGCCGCAUGGACUCCUUUCAAGGUGAAAGAUAA